AUGUCUGAGGUCCUGACGGUGGACGCCAUCCUCUUCGGUCUGCUGGUGUUCUCCGGCAUUUUAGGAAACAUUCUGGUCAUCAGUGUGGUGUUCCAGUGCGCUAAAGAAAGCGCCUCCCGCCACCUGCCGCCGUCAGACACCAUCCUGGUGAACCUGUGCAUGGCCAACCUGCUGACGUCGGUCUUCCGGACGGUGCCCAUCUUCGUGUCGGAUCUGGGUCUGGAGGUGUCGCUGUCGCCGGGCUGGUGCCGCGUCUUCAUGCUGCUGUGGGUGUGGUGGCGCGCGGUGGGCUGCUGGGUGACUCUGGCCCUCAGCGCCUUCCACUGCGUCACCCUGCGGAGGCAGCACGUCACCAUAGGUCCGCUGGGACAUCAGCGCGAGCGCCGGCGCGUCUGGGGCGUCCUGGCCGCCGUGUGGGCCUUUAACCUGCUGUUCUCUCUCCCGGCGCUGGUGUUCACGACUCACGUGCGCGGAAACGCCACGGUGGAGCUGAUGGUGAUCAGCUGCACGACUCGCCCGCUGCUGGGCUGUGUUUGGGAGUUUCCCACCGACCAGCAGGGCUACGCGUUCGCCUCCACGUCGCUGGCGCUCAACGAGGUCAUGCCGCUGAUUCUGAUGCUUGGGACUAAUCUCGCGACGCUGCACUCGCUGGCCAAACACAUCCGGGCGGUUACGGCGGGCGGCGGCGGCGCGGUGGAGCUGGACCGGCACGUGUCCAGCGAAAGGAAGGCGGGUCACGUGAUCAUGGCUCUGGUCGCGCUGUUCGUCGGCUGCUGGGUGCUGCAGGUCGCCGCGGUCACGUACUACAACCACAACGGCGGGAAGCAUGCGGAGGGCCUGCUGACCGUCGCGCACUUCUCGGCAUCGCUCUUCGUAGGGUUCAGUCCGCUGGUGGUGACGUUCGGACACGGGAAACUGCGCCGGAGAAUCAGCGUGAUGAUGCAGCGCUGGACGCACUGGAGCAAACACCCGCGAGCGGACGCCACCGCGCAGAAAGACACGUCCGGCGUGAAAACUGUACAGAGCGGGAAAACGUGACUCACAUGUGCCGAAAGGUUCAGAACACGUGUGCAAAUUUAGAACUGAUCGCAAUUUGUGAUGCAUUUUACUUUUCAGGAUUCACAGAUGAAUAGAAAGUUUGAAAGAACAGCAUUUAUUUGUAACAUUAUAAAUGUCUUUACUGUCACUUUUGAUGAAUUUAAUGUGUC
Cyprinus carpio (common carp) is the source of this 1208-nucleotide messenger RNA. RefSeq names its product olfactory receptor class A related 4 (gene ora4). Lineage: Eukaryota; Metazoa; Chordata; Actinopteri; Cypriniformes; Cyprinidae. Gene Ontology annotation, cellular component: membrane. The record is from RefSeq and is a predicted model, not a curated record. Gene Ontology annotation, biological process: G protein-coupled receptor signaling pathway. Gene Ontology annotation, molecular function: G protein-coupled receptor activity.